Messenger RNA from Manduca sexta (tobacco hornworm), 1259 nucleotides. RefSeq names its product myosin-2 essential light chain (gene Mlc-c). Bases 284 to 745 code for a protein of 153 amino acids. The record is from RefSeq and is a predicted model, not a curated record. Gene Ontology annotation, cellular component: myosin II complex. The transcript is spliced from 4 exons. Gene Ontology annotation, molecular function: myosin heavy chain binding; calcium ion binding. Lineage: Eukaryota; Metazoa; Arthropoda; Insecta; Lepidoptera; Sphingidae.
AGGUUGGAAUGUGGAGGCCCAUUAUUACAAGAGACUAGUUUUAAGCAGAACGAGCGUUGACUACGCACUUGUAAUGGAACCAAACGGUGGAGUGAUCCAGGCGACGGCGGCGCGCAGCGAGGGCGCGGCACGGCCGUGACUCAUGUCACUCACCGUCGUACCGAAAGCGGUCGGCACGACUUGCGAACGCCCUACUUACCGUAUAUGGCUGUUAUUUUAAACGAACCAGGUGGCAGAUCGGCGAGUGCGCCGCCAGCCACAGUGCAUCGUCGUCUCUCGCAAAAUGUUCAUGUUCGAGCCGCCGACAAAGCUGAAGCUCACCUCGGUGGAAGAGUUCCAGGAGGCGUUCCAGCUGUUCGACUCGCGCGGCGAUGGCAAGAUCCAUGUGGCGCAAAUCGGCGACGCGCUACGCGCCCUCGGCCAGAACCCUACUGAGUCAGAUGUCAAGAAGUGCACCUUGCACUUGAAGCCCGAUGAGAGGAUAUCCUUUGAAGUGUUCCUGCCCAUCUACCAAGCUAUAUCGAAGGCGCGUAGUGGAGACACCGCCAACGACUUUAUUGAAGGUCUCCGCCACUUCGACAAGGACGGUAAUGGGUUCAUAUCGUCAGCGGAACUGCGUCACCUGCUCUCCACUCUUGGCGAGAAGCUCAGCGACGACGAGGUGGAACAGUUGCUGCAGGGGCAGGAGGACUCGCAGGGUAACAUCAACUACGAGAACUUCGUGCACCUCAUCAUGCAAGGCUGAAGCGCUGCCUCGCCUCCCUCUCCCGCUAAUAAUAUUCCAUUCGCUGUAUUGUAUCGAAGCACAUCUUAUAUUGUUAAAUUGUACUUACUGAGUGGUCUCACGUGAUGUAGUCGUGCGCACGCGACGUCGCACCGGCGCUCGUCUUCGCCUCGCCCGCGUUUCCACUUUGUCUGACGAGUGUUCGUAUUCAAUAAACACUGAUAAUAAUGUAAAUGCGUUUACAUAACUGGCCUUUUGUAAUGUCACGAUUACAAUCCAUAACAAGAAUAAGAAAGCAAGCUCUUACACACCACAGAUGUCCAAUCUGUACCUAGCGCACGGCGCGAGGAAGGGAGUUGCGGCGAGGGUCGCCAGUAGGUUUAAGGUAGCCAUAUAGUAUAGCAAUAUUAUGAUUCCAAUGUUAUAGUAUUAAUGUAUCCAAAAUAAUAAUUAUAAACUAGGGGUAUAUUGUAUAACGCCCUCUAUUGUUUGUCGUACAAUAAACGUGUGUCACAUGUUUGCCUUUAUUCUGUUA